CCCGAACUGGCGGCGCGGUGUCUCUUCGCCGUUGGGUGAGGCGCAGAGGGAAGUGGAAGGCCGCCCAGGUGGGGCCGGGCGGACCUAGAGGGGUGCGUUUUAGGGACUGAAACUAGGUGCGUCUGGCUUUGGAUUGUGGUAGGAGGGAGAGCAUCCGACCCGUUUGAGACAAUGUCUUGCUAAAUUCUUGAGGCUGGACUCCAACUUGCAGCUCUCCUGCCUUGGCCUCUGAAGUCAUUGGGAUUGCAGAAAGAUGGAUACCACAAUGCUGAAUUUGCGGAAUCUGUUUGAGCAGCUUGUGCGCCGGGUGGAGAUUCUCAGUGAAGGAAAUGAACUCCAAUUCAUCCAGUUGGCGAAGGACUUUGAGGAUUUCCGGAAGAAAUGGCAGAGAACAGACCAUGAGCUGGGGAAAUACAAGGAUCUUUUGAUGAAAGCAGAGACUGAGCGUAGUGCUCUGGAUGUUAAGCUAAAGCAUGCACGAAAUCAAGUGGAUGUAGAGAUUAAACGGAGACAGCGAGCUGAGGCUGACUGUGAAAAACUGGAACGACAGAUUCAGCUGAUUCGAGAGAUGCUCAUGUGUGACACAUCUGGAAGCAUUCAACUAAGUGAGGAGCAAAAAUCAGCUUUGGCUUUUCUCAACAGAGGCCAACCAUCCAGUGGCAAUGCUGGGAACAAAAGGCUGUCAACCAUUGAUGAAUCUGGUUCAAUUUUAUCAGAUAUCAGCUUUGAUAAGACUGAUGAAUCACUGGAUUGGGAUUCUUCUUUGGUGAAGAAUUUCAAAUUGAAGAAGAGAGAAAAGAGGCGCUCCAAUAGCCGACAGUUUGUUGAUGGACCCCCUGGUCCUAUAAAGAAAACUCGUUCCAUUGGCUCCACAGUAGACCAGGGAAAUGAAUCCAUAGUUGCAAAGACUACAGUAACUGUUCCCAAUGAUGGUGGGCCCAUUGAAGCUGUGUCCACUAUUGAAACUGUGCCAUAUUUGACAAGGAGCCGAAGGAAAACAGGUACUUUACAACCUUGGAACAGUGACUCCACCCUGAGCAGUAGACCUCUGGAGCCAAGAACCGAGAAUGAGAGUUCAGGCACACCACAGAGUAAUGGAGGGAUGCGCCUGCAUGACUUUGUCUCUAAGACGGUUAUUAAACCUGAAUCCUGUGUUCCAUGUGGGAAACGGAUAAAAUUUGGCAAGCUGUCUCUGAAGUGUCGAGAUUGUCGUGUGGUUUCUCAUCCAGAAUGUCGGGACCGCUGUCCCCUUCCUUGCAUUCCUACUCUGAUAGGAACACCUGUCAAGAUUGGAGAGGGAAUGCUGGCUGAUUUUGUGUCCCAAACUUCUCCAAUGAUUCCCUCUAUUGUUGUCCACUGUGUAAAUGAAAUUGAGCAGAGAGGGCUAACUGAGACUGGCUUGUAUAGGAUCUCAGGCUGUGAUCGGACAGUAAAAGAGCUGAAAGAGAAAUUCCUCAGAGUGAAAACCGUACCCCUUCUCAGCAAAGUGGAUGAUAUCCAUGCCAUCUGUAGCCUUCUAAAAGACUUCCUUCGAAACCUCAAAGAACCCCUUCUAACCUUUAGGCUAAACAAAGCCUUUAUGGAAGCAGCAGAAAUCACAGAUGAAGAUAACAGCAUAGCUGCCAUGUACCAGGCUGUUGGUGAACUACCUCAGGCCAACAGGGAUACAUUAGCCUUCCUCAUGAUUCACUUGCAGAGAGUGGCUCAGAGUCCAAACACUAAAAUGGAUGUUACCAAUCUGGCUAAAGUCUUUGGUCCUACAAUUGUUGCCCAUGCUGUGCCCAAUCCAGACCCAGUGACAAUGUUACAGGACAUCAAACGUCAACCCAAGGUGGUAGAACGCCUGCUUUCACUGCCCCUGGAAUACUGGAGUCAGUUCAUGAUGGUGGAGCAAGAGAACAUUGAUCCUCUGCAUGUUAUUGAAAACUCAAAUGCCUUUUCAACACCACAGACACCAGAUAUUAAAGUGAGCUUACUGGGGCCCGUGACUACUCCUGAGCACCAGCUUCUCAAGACUCCAUCAUCCAGCUCCCUAUCCCAAAGAGUCCGCUCUACCCUCACCAAGAACACUCCCAGAUUUGGGAGCAAAAGCAAGUCUGCCACCAACCUAGGACGACAAGGCAACUUUUUUGCUUCUCCAAUGCUCAAGUGAAGUCACGUCUGCCUGAUACUUCCCAGCAUUUACCAACUGCAGGAAAGGGCACACCUGUACUCUCUGCUCUGCAGCCUUCUGUACUACUUUUAGCAUUCUCCAGGCUUUUAAUCAAGUUUAAUUGUGCAUGAGGGUUUUAUUAAAACUAUAUAUAUAUAUCUCCCUCUUCUCCUCCUCCAGUAACAUUUUAUCAGCACUUUGUGCUGUCGUUGUUGGGAACUUUCAGAUGGGAGAUCCCUAUAGGGGUUGAAGGAGAAAUAUGGAAUUAUGGUUCUUUUGGGGUCAGGAGGCAUCCCUUUGGCUUGAAGCCAAAUGCUGCUCCUGGAAUGACUUUUCUCUAGUGUUAUUUAACUCAUCUCCAUGAGACAAUGACAGAAACCCUGCCUCUUUGGUACGGGUAGGAAGUGAGGGGACAGGGUAAAGAAAAGAUUAGUCAGAGAAUUUAGGAUGAUUCCUUCUCAGAACCUGCAAUUUCCCUUUUCCCAUUAUGAAUUAAACUAUAGCAUGGAACCUUCAUAAAUAGGAUAGGUUGAGGACAGAACUAGUCAUGGGAGUAUGCAUAGCUUUAAUUUGGAUUGAUUAGUUCUUAAGGUCUUGAAGUGACACAACCUUGUGAAUGUGAUACUUCUUUUUAUCUCUGAUGGGUGACUUGCUGGACUUUGGGUUUUAUUGGGGUCAUAGCCAGUUUGUUGUUUUAAAGUUGAAUUCAUUCUGAUGCCUCACCCUCCCACCUUUUGUCCAGUAGAUUCCUAUUUCUAAAGGUUAGUAUGCUGUUUGUCAUCCCAGCUAACAAAUAAGAUGAGGCUGUAGGGAAGACUGUCAAUAUUUCAUGUGGCAAGAAAAACCACAGUCAUUUUUGUCUUUGCACUUUGGAUGCUAAAAUUUUUCCAUCUAUAGAAUGUUUUUGACUCAUAUUAUCCCUUGUCUGUAAGACAUAUUUGGAAAAAAGUAAAUAGCUUUUUCAAAAGAAA
This is a messenger RNA of Ictidomys tridecemlineatus (thirteen-lined ground squirrel), 3123 nucleotides long. RefSeq names its product Rac GTPase activating protein 1 (gene Racgap1). Lineage: Eukaryota; Metazoa; Chordata; Mammalia; Rodentia; Sciuridae. The record is from RefSeq and is a predicted model, not a curated record. Gene Ontology annotation, molecular function: GTPase activator activity. Gene Ontology annotation, cellular component: spindle midzone; midbody; nucleus. Gene Ontology annotation, biological process: mitotic cytokinesis; Rho protein signal transduction; mitotic spindle midzone assembly.